AUGACGGAGCGUAUUUCGUGCGAUGACAAAAGCAUCUACAUCACGGUGAACCUGAGGGAUGCCCUCGUCCAGGCUCGAAGCAAACUUGAGCCUCGCGCCCUAUGGGUCGACUCUAUCUGCAUCAAUCAGGAAGACAGGGAGGAGAAGGGGCUGCAGGUGGCGCUCAUGGCUGAGAUUUACAGAAAGUCUAGCUGUACGGUCAUAUGUCUGGGCCAAAAUGAUGCCGAGGCCCAUGCCGUAGCUGCAGCAGGUUUGCUCGCCGACGUGAACGCCAUGAUGGAUCGGGUGCUGCAGCACAAGGGCUUCUCUUGGGAGCCUGACAGUUUUCCGGUACCAGAUCCAGAUGAUCCUCUCCUGUCGGAUGCACGAUGGGAAUCCGUUGCCAUCCUCACAGGGCAGCCGUGGUUCCGCAGAGGCUGGGUGGUGCAAGAAGCAGCACUGGGGCCAGACGCGCGCAUACUUUGGGGCGACGUGGAGAUCGACUGGCUCCAAUUCUUGCGUGCUUACUCUUGGGUUCACCACAGAGCCAUUACGAUUCAUUUCAGGGUUUUUGGCGACCGGUCGAUAUCUUGGUUACAUCUCAUGCCCUUUCACCUCAGGCGGAAGCAAGAGACGAUAACGACCAGGCCUGCAGGUCACGAUCCGUCUUUGACAAUGCUGCAGGUUCUGGACUGUGCAAGGGUCCUGAGUGUGACCGAUGCAAGGGACAGGGUCUAUGCUUGCCUCGGUCUACCAAAUUCCACUCCAAGACCGCCUGAGUUGAUGCCAACCUAUUAUGGGACACAUCUAGAGGUGUACCGCGAGUUUGCCUGCGAAUAUUUGCAGUCGACGCAUAUGGACCUCGACAUUCUUCUCUUCACUCAACACGACGAAGAAACAUUGAGCGAUGCUGAAUUCGGAUCUUGGAUUCCUCGCUGGCAUCUCCACUACUCUGCAAGUCUUUUCAGAAACAACAUACGACCUGUUGCGCCCCUAUCUUCCCAUGCAUCAUCGGGCGCCAGAAGGCCUUCGUUGGUCGACCAGAACACGCUGAAAGUCCAGGGUGUGCGUAUAGGAACCGUCAGAUUCGCUUCUGAGCUGUUUCUCUACCACAGCACAGAUAUCGAGACAGUCAAGCAUGUUUGGCAGGAUGCUACAUCAACGAGCUCUGGAAGAAACGAGGAGUUGAACUACAACUCUCAUGCCUCCACCCUCGAAGCCAUGAUUCAGACCCUGACAGCAGGGAACUACAGGGGUUCUCUCGAAGCUUGGGCUGAAAAAGAAUCCGAGUAUGCAGACUUUUUGCAGGCAGAAGACGGGAUCAAGAGCGAAAUCCCUGUGGGCGUGUCAGAGGUGCAUGAAACUCUCCUGCAAACCGCCCAUAAUCGGAAGCUCAUCGUGACCGACCGAGGACACUACGGCCUUGCGCCACUUACCACACGUGCAGGCGACGCCGUGUAUGUCAUUAUCGGUGCGAAAAUGGUCUUCAAACUCCGUGGGACGGAGCGAGAUCAUCAUUAUAGGUUUGUUGGAGAUAGCUACAUGUUGAGCAAGGCAAGGCCUGAAGAUUUCAAGCUUCUGAAACCACUUGGCUUCAACGAGAAAUUUGAUGACUGGGUCAACUGGGGCCUCGAAGAGGAAGAUAUUUAUCUUUGCUAG
Diaporthe citri is the source of this 1638-nucleotide messenger RNA. RefSeq lists its product as uncharacterized. The record is from RefSeq and is a predicted model, not a curated record. Lineage: Eukaryota; Fungi; Ascomycota; Sordariomycetes; Diaporthales; Diaporthaceae. The coding region runs from base 1 to 1638 and encodes 545 amino acids. The transcript has a single exon.